Molecule: messenger RNA, 1011 nt
Organism: Fusarium odoratissimum NRRL 54006
Lineage: Eukaryota; Fungi; Ascomycota; Sordariomycetes; Hypocreales; Nectriaceae
Exons: 5
Coding region: 1-1011 (336 amino acids)
Source: RefSeq, a predicted model, not a curated record
AUGGCCGGGCUGCAGCCCGAUAUCUACGCAGCCAUCAGCAUCACUUGGGCCGCGGCCUCUCUGGCCCUUGGUCUACGACUCAAAGCGCGACGAAUGACAAAAAUGAACCUCUGGUUCGACGAUUACUUCGCGAUCAUUGCCUUGCUUUUCGUAUCAGGUUACUGUUCCGUCACUAUCUACUGGACACAUAGCUACAAACUCGGCCAGUCCAUCCUCGCGAUCGAAGACACCAUUGAAGCAAGCCGUAUUCAAGACCGGUCGCGACUUCUACUCUGGAUCUGCGAGCUUCUCUAUGCCUCAUCGAUUGCCUUUUGCAAGCUCAGUAUUCUAUGCUUCUACUGGCGCGUCUUUCAGUACACCUCAAUUCGAUACGCCAUCAUAAUCUUGCUUAUCGCCGUCAGCAUAUGGAUAACUAUUCGGACGUUUAUGGUCAUCUUUCACUGCGUACCAAUUCGAGCAUAUUGGGAUAAGAGCAUACAAGGCGCCAAAUGCCCGUUUAACGAAGCGAACUUUUUCUUUGCUACGAUUCUCAUACAUACGACUAUGGAUUGUGUGAUUUUGAUUCUACCUGUCAUUGAGGUUAUGAAGAUGACGCUACCUUUAUCGCAAAAGUUGGCCGUUGUUGGACUUUUUACAUCUGGAACAAUAGUCUGCGUUGCGUCGAUAUUUGUUUUGGUGCAUUCAAAAUUAUAUAACCCUCGAACCGACGACAUUCCGAAAGAUAUGGCACAGAACAUGAUGUGGGCGGCUGUCGAGAUAAACAUGGCAGUUUUCUCCGGACUCUCCACAACCGAAGAGUCAGCCCAAGUACCUAUCAGCUUGCCAAACGUUGUCCUCCCCGGAGUAAGGUUAACGGAGACAAGAUCAAAGAAGCGGGAGUCUCGGAGGUCAGGCAUGUCUCAUGGGCUAUAUGAUCCGGAGUUGGGUGUCUUUCAUGGAUUUUCGGAUAUAUCAAGCAUCAGAAGCGUGGCGUCCAGGUCAGACAGCGACUCAACGCCAAGGAACACAUAA